AUGAACCCUAACUUCCUAUCAGAUGUCUUUUCCACCCUCUCCACCCUCUCAGGCGCCCUAAAAGACGGCCAUCCCCUUCCUGCAUACCUUCCCACCCUCCGUGACCGCCUCCUCUACCAUGAAUACCACGCUGGGCGACGCUCCCUCUACACACGCGUUACCCAAUCACGACCCCAUCAACCACGACCGCUCAGCCUAGACCUGAGCCUGAGCGAGAACGAGAAGGUGAAGGAUUUGCAAAGUCCUGGCUCGGAAUCGGAGAGUGAAGUGGAAGUAGAGAUCAGGGAGGCUGCAGGCCCGGCGACAGUAGAUGGGUCGAGUAUGGGCCUUGAGAUCGAUGAACUGACAUUGGAUGUAUUGACGGACGGUCAGUUGCCUGCUCAUUCUACCGCCGUGAUGGCGUUCUCGAGUCUCAUCACUCGCAUCGACGAAAUGACCGAAGUUGUACGCACGCUUUGUGGCGAGGCGACGUUCCGUGGCUAUGAUUCACUGCACCAGUACUACCUCGACCGUGAAGAGCGGGCUCUCGGUGGAGGGUUCCACGAUGCUCCUGGGCGCUGA
This is a messenger RNA of Cyclocybe aegerita, 561 nucleotides long. NCBI's taxonomy places the organism in Eukaryota, Fungi, Basidiomycota, Agaricomycetes, Agaricales, Hemipholiotaceae. The record is from the annotation of a GenBank genome assembly.